AUUAAAAUGUUAAAAUUAUUUAUUACAUUGUCAGUUUUGAGUUGCGCACUUGGUGCUGCUAUACCAGAUGGUAUGUUACCACAGCAGGAUGGUCGCAUUAUCAAUGGAACUAAAACAACAAUAAAUAAUUUCCCUUGGCAGAUAUCUUUACAGCGUAAUGGUGCACACUCCUGCGGUGGUUCUAUAUAUAGUGAACAUAUUAUUGUAACUGCAGCUCAUUGUCUACAAAACGUUUCACCAACCAUAUUGAAAGUCAGAGCUGGUUCCUCUUAUUGGAAUAAUGGUGGUAUGUUGUCUGGUGUCGCUGCUUUCAUAAAUCACGAAGGUUAUAACUCAAUAACGAAAUCUAAUGAUAUUUCUAUAAUACGUUUAAGUACGCCCUUGAUUUAUAAGUCAACAAUAAAAAACAUUCCAUUGGCGACAACUUCUCCUGAUGACGGAGCACCUGCUGCUGUUUCUGGUUGGGGCGUUACUACUUUUGGCGCUGCUGCUGUUCCAAAUCAGUUGCUUUUUAUCGAUCUUAACAUUAUUAGCAGAUCGAAAUGUGCAUCUAGUACUUAUCGUUAUGGUCCGCAAAUUAGAUCUUCCAUGAUAUGCGCUGCUGAUGCUGGUAAGGAUGCUUGCCAAGGUGAUUCUGGUGGCCCAUUAGUUUCAAAUGGUGAGCUAGUUGGCGUAGUGUCCUGGGGUUAUGCAUGUGCCUAUGCGAAUUUCCCAGGUGUCUAUGCGGAUGUUGCUGUGCUACGUUCUUGGGUUCUUGAAAAUGUCGAAACUAUUUAGAUAAAAAUAAAGAAAUAAAUAUAGGCUUACCAAUACUUGUUAU
Molecule: messenger RNA, 820 nt
Organism: Teleopsis dalmanni
Lineage: Eukaryota; Metazoa; Arthropoda; Insecta; Diptera; Diopsidae
Product: trypsin delta-like
Exons: 1
Coding region: 7-777 (256 amino acids)
Biological process (GO): proteolysis
Molecular function (GO): serine-type endopeptidase activity
Source: RefSeq, a predicted model, not a curated record